Messenger RNA from Zootoca vivipara (common lizard), 3574 nucleotides. RefSeq lists its product as uncharacterized. Lineage: Eukaryota; Metazoa; Chordata; Lepidosauria; Squamata; Lacertidae. The record is from RefSeq and is a predicted model, not a curated record.
AGAGAGAGGGCUUGCAGAGAGCAGCCCACUCUGCUUACUUCCACCAGAUGGGAGAGCAGCAGCAAGUCUGGGAGUUCAAAUCAGGAACAGGAAGGGUUAAGACGGGUCCAGGGCUCUGCAGAGUCCUGGUGGCUCAGCUCCAGGUUGGUAGCAGGGAAGCAGGGGAGGAGCUAGCUUCAGCAGGGGCUGGAAAGGAGGGAGGAGGGAGAACGGCACCUCAGGAGCCUGGUUUGGGACCACGGAGGACCCAUAGAGCAAGGAGGAGGGGCGUUUGGAUGCCCAGGCUUAAAAGGGGGGUCAGAGCCCACGAGACGCCAUUGUGGGCUUCUGCCCCAUGCAGAGCAGACAUGAUUUGAGACAUCUCACCACUGUAUAUAGCAUGCACAAUAAAACUAUGAAAAUCCAGAGGAUGUGUGGAGUGCUUACUCGGGAGUAGCCAACACCCCAUCUGUGACAGCAAGCCCACAAUCUUUUGAUGGCUACCCCGAGGGAAGAGGGCUGCAAAUGGAGCAGCCGGCAUGAAGUUGGCAGCAUCUAAAGCAGAAGAGAGAGAUGCCGAGGGAGGAUUGGCAUGAGUUGCCAGCACCCUGCAACUAUGGAACGGCUCAAGCACCAGGUAGGCACCCGGGCACAGGGGAAGCCAAGCUUAGUGAACCGAGCAGCUCUGAACACAGCCAAGCCGGGGGAGCGGAGGCUGGACAAGCAGAGAGGACACUCGGGACGGGCCAGCACUUCGUAGGGCGACCCUCAGCACAAGCUGGCUCUAAGACUGAGAGGCAUGGUGGCGUGGAAGUGCAGGAGGCGGAGAGGCGAGUCCGGGCAGAGGGGACAGACGGAGGGGAAAGGCAGCGGCCACAAGUUCCCAUACAGUCCCGGGGAGGCAGCUGCAGCACAGCACAGCCCCCUCCAGCCAGAUGUGAUGCAGAGGGACAAAGCCCGCGCGCGGGUACUUUUAAACGCUGACGCGGGAAAACAGAGGAAAGAGAAAGGCGGGAGAUGCCUUUACAAUGCACCCAGCCACUGGGUGGAACACUGCCCCCAGAGGAAGGAAUGGCGAGAGCAGGCAGGCACAGACACAAGCUUGGAUGCCAGAUCAGGAGGGGAGGGGCCAGGCAGAGCACCAACAACUGAGCCCUCCUGUAACACCCCACAGCACGACAAAGAGAUGGAAGUGAGUCUGCAGCUGCCAAGAGGCCAGACCCAGGAGACAGUCGGGCUUCUCCGCAGGGGCAGCAGCGACGAUUUCCUAUCGGUGCACUUGGCUAAGCAGGAUCAGAUUCCCAUUUUCCCAAGGGAGCUGCCCAUGAGCGUCUUGACCGUAGGCGGCCGGGAAUUGCAGGAGGGUGAGGUCACGCAACAGACCCCCUCUCGGAAGAUGACAGUGAACAAGCACGCAGAAGUGCUAGCUUUGGACUUAAUGGACAAUGACCCUGUGGGCAGCCAGCGCCGGGGAGAUCUCACCUUUGGAGAUGCAGACGGCAAGGAGCACUGCAGGAAAGAAGGAGAAUCCUCAGGAUCGCACCACAUCAGCUCCCCAGGCGGAUGGAACGACGCAGAGGCGGGGAUGCAGGAAGAGAAACUGAGCCAACUCACCAAAGAGGACACUUUGACCCAGAACAUACGGAGGGACUUGAGGGAGAAAAAGGGGGCAGGGGAAGGGCUUGCAGAGAAAGAGGGGUUACUCUUUAGCAAUGAUGCCCGGUAUAUGCCCCAGGACUCCCUCAGAAGGAAGAUUCUCAGGCAAUAUCAUGACAACCCCACGGAGGGGCAUGCAGUACAUGUCUUCACGAGGCUCACACCCAGUAAGGCCAGUCUUGGGCGAAACCCCAGAGCCUUCCCAGAGCAGGGGGAGGGGGAGAUUGGGGGACCACCUAUUGAGGCAUGGGGUGAGAGGAGGGAGACAGUACACCAACAACUGGAUGGAGAUGUGGCAAGGGGCAAUGAGGCUUACAAGGAGGGGGCAGACCAUCACAGGGGACUGGAGAAGGUCUUCCACGGAGGGGACAGGGUCUGGCUGUGGUCAGAAGGCCUUCCCAUGGGGGGAAGGGGGAAGAAGCUGGCACCCAGAAGGCUGGGGCCCUUCAAGGUUCUGACACAGAUCAACCCUGUCACCUUCAGGGGGGAAGCACCUACAGCGAGAAAGGUCCAUCCCGUGGGUCACAGGUCUUUGCUCUCACACUUUAGGGAAAGCCCAAGGUUCAGAGGACGUGACACACAUCCAACACAAGACGCUGACAGGAGGGAGGGGGAGGAAAUCACACAAAAGACACUAGACAGAAGGGUGGAGGGAGAAGGCAGCCAAGAGGUUCCAGAAAGAAAGGAAGAGGAGGAGGUCUACAGUGCCACAGCGAGCCCGGGCUCCCGGUGGGGGGAGGGGGGGUUAAAAUGUCUGAUGGCCAGGCAGGGCACUCCUGCUUCCCAAAACGCGGAGGCAACCACGCACACCAUGCAAGGGGAGGACCGCACACUGGAACUGCACGCUCCUUUCUCCCACAGACCCAAACCACCACACGUCAGUAGCACAGGGAACACAGAGGGGGAGGGCGAUCCCAGGUGGGGAGCAGGGGAGACGCAGACCCAAGGAGCCCUCCGGGAAUCGGAAGCAAUUUUCCAGAGGGAGGAGGAGGAUGACAACGGAAGGAACUACACGGACCAGCCACCCAGCACCGACGGGGAACAGGAUUUUACACACACUACAGAGGAGGAAGACCUGUCAGGCUUCCAGCCCUCUUUACAGACAUCAGACCAGGCAAACCAGGCCUCAGGAAGGGGGGGGAGCCUGGAGGGGGGGUGGAUGUAAGAGAGAGGGCUUGCAGAGAGCAGCCCACUCUGCUUACUUCCACCAGAUGGGAGAGCAGCAGCAAGUCUGGGAGUUCAAAUCAGGAACAGGAAGGGUUAAGACGGGUCCAGGGCUCUGCAGAGUCCUGGUGGCUCAGCUCCAGGUUGGUAGCAGGGAAGCAGGGGCGGAGCUAGCUUCAGCAGGGGCUGGAAAGGAGGGAGGAGGGAGAACGGCACCUCAGGAGCCUGGUUUGGGACCACGGAGGACCCAUAGAGCAAGGAGGAGGGGCGUUUGGAUGCCCAGGCUUAAAAGGGGGGUCAGAGCCCACGAGACGCCAUUGUGGGCUUCUGCCCCAUGCAGAGCAGACAUGAUUUGAGACAUCUCACCACUGUAUAUAGCAUGCACAAUAAAACUAUGAAAAUCCAGAGGAUGUGUGGAGUGCUUACUCGGGAGUAGCCAACACCCCAUCUGUGACACCAGUAUUGUUGAGAAGGUCGUACUCUCUAGGAAGAUGUAUUGACCUGAGAGACCCCAGUACCUGAAAGCUCGGGAUCGCUGCAUGUCUUAUUAAAACGACAAGGAAGAAUUCCACGGGUGGUUGCAUUCUGCCACUUGAACGACUUUGCACAGAGUAUGCCUGUAGAAAUUCCUAUUCAAGAGACAGGCAUUGCGCCGCCUCAUUGCAAAGUCCGGCCCCCCACAAGGUCUGAGGGACAGUGGACCAGCCCCCUGCUGAAAAAAUUUGCUGACCCCUGACUUAGAAGAUACUGCCUCUGCUCGCACAAAAGAACAAAG